AUGCCCAACGUGGAGAUGCACCACGAGGACCCACCAUCGCACCACCCAACACCAACCCAGCUCUGCAGGAACCCAGCUCUGGUCUUGGGCAGCCGGAUCCGCAGCCGGCACCUGGACCAGGACCCACAGGCAGCACCCCAGGGACUGGGGAUCCGCGCAGCGGGGUGCGGGCGUGGGGCGGCGGGGAUCCUGCCCCCGGGACCGGCCCGCGGACCCUGCUCCCGGGCGGAACCGGGAUUCACCUGCUUGAGGCAAAGCGGGGCCCUUCGAGCGGUACCGGCGGGGGCGGGCAGAGCCCCGCGGCCGGUCCCGUGUCACGGCGGGGCUGGAGAAGCACCUCCCGUGCACCCAGAUCGCCGUGGCCUCGGCCUUGAACCGGGACCAGGCGCUGCCACUCAUCGCAUCGCCCUGGGAUGCUCUGAGGUGCUGGGCCACUGCUCUUCCCACGGGCAUCCCGGCUCCCAAGGGCAUCCCGGCACCCAACAGCCAUCCUGGCACCCAACAGCCAUCCCAGUACCGACGGCCAUCCUGGUACUCACGGCCAUCCAGGCACCCACGGCCAUCCUGGUACUCACGGCCAUCCAGGCACCCACGGCCAUCCUGGUACUCACGGCCAUCCAGGCACCCACGGCCAUCCUGGUACUCACGGCCAUCCAGGCACCCACGGCCAUCCUGGUACUCACGGCCAUCCAGGCACCCACGGCCAUCCUGGUACUCACGGCCAUCCAGGCACCCACGGCCAUCCUGGUACUCACGGCCAUCCAGGCACCCACGGCCAUCCUGGUACUCACGGCCAUCCAGGCACCCACGGCCAUCCUGGUACUCACGGCCAUCCAGGCACCCACGGCCAUCCUGGUACUCACGGCCAUCCAGGCACCCACGGCCAUCCUGGUACUCACGGCCAUCCAGGCACCCACGGCCAUCCUGGUACUCACGGCCAUCCAGGCACCCACGGCCAUCCUGGUACUCACGGCCAUCCAGGCACCCACGGCCAUCCUGGUACUCACGGCCAUCCAGGCACCCACGGCCAUCCUGGCACCCACAGCCAUCCUGGCACCCAACAGCCAUCCCAGUACCCACGGCCAUCCUGGUUCCUGCACCACCGUGCAGCCCACCUGCAUCACCGACACCAUCGCCACCAGUUUUUCCCCACAAGUAACACAAAGCCCUGAACAACUGAAGGCGAAUUUGGAUGCUCUUCAAUGCCAUUUCACCUGGCAUUUGGGUGUAACAGGCCAUGUUGAACCAACGCAUGCCCUGCAGAAGCUGGCUGUUGAAAUCAGACACACAGUCCACCAAAACCAGACAGCACUGCUGGGGCUGCAGGCAUACCUGUACCAGCUGAAACACCAGAGCAGAGAAGCUCUGCAAAGCCUUAGAGAUGCUGAAGAGCACGAGAGACAAGAUGAGCAGCGGGCAUCUGCUGCUGGGUCUUUGAUUAUCUACGGGAAUUAUGCUUGGAUUCACUACCUCCAGGGCUCCUACAGGGAGGCUGAGAGCUAUCUGGAACGCAUCCAGCAGCUCUGCCCAACUCCUUGGGACACACGGCUGGUCUCACACAUCCAGGCCCAGAAAGGCUGGUCCCUCUUGGCUAUCAGAACUUGUAACGGGGAACGGGCAAGAGAGUGCUUUGAGGUGGCGUUGAUGCUUGAACCAGCAAACACAGAUUUCCAUGCUGGGCUGGGACUGGCUCUUUAUUCCUCCUGGAGUUACUUCUGGUAUCCUGAUAUUGCGAGGAAAGCCAUAACCCAAUUGGAAAGAACUAUCCUUGAGCAGCCAAAUAAUUACAGAGCCAAAAUAUAUUUAGCCAAGCUACUGGAAGAAGUGGAUGAAAAUAGAUCAAAGGCUUUGAUAGAAGAAAGUCUACAGAAUAGCUCCGACCCUGAGGUCAUCGGAGCUUCAGCUUAUUUCUGGCUGCGACGGUCUCCAGACCGAGCAAUUGAGAUAUUACAGCGAGCCCUGGAGCAGGAUCCAGGUUACCACCUUCUCUACCAAGCCUUGGCCAAGUGCUAUAGGAAACAGUGGCUUAAUGCAGAGAGGGAGAGACAGAAUAAUAUAGUGGAGGCAGCCAUCCAGGACCUCAGGCAAAUUCUUCAGAGACAUCCAGACCUUGACCUUGUGUUUGUAAAGCUGCAAUUAGCAGAGUUCUAUGGCGUAAGAGACCCAGCACAGGCAGAGGAGAUCUUCAGGGAGCUGCAGGAGGCAGGGGACACCCUGAGCCCCAAAUGCCGUCAAGCCCUUAACCUCUACUGGGGAAAGUUCUUGCUCUACAGGAGGAAUUCACGUCAAGAAGCAAAGGAAAAAUUUAUGGAAGGUUACAGAAUUCCCGUGCUGACAGAUGAGAGGAGGGAGUGUUUGCAGAGGCUGCUGAGGAUGGCUGCCACACUGCACCCCAGUCGGGAGGCUGAUGAUAUCUACAGCUUCAUCAGAGACACUGACCGCAACCUGCCUGCAGAAUUUCCUGGAAGUGAUCUAGACUGAUGGUGGGAGCCCAUCUGGAGAAAGCAGAGCAUCCUUUUGGCAAACCUAGAAAGCAUCAAGGACUUGUGUCCAUCUGUCUCUCCAACAGCAGGUCCAUCACGUCAUACAGAUAUAAGGGUUCUGUCAGCUUCUCAGACCACCCCACUGCUCCCCCAUUAAAUACAGGCCUACCCAUAGAUAAUGGGCCGCCCAAAAUUUACACACCUUGCCCUCAGUCCUGCUUCUCUGAAAGGGAAUGAAGGUGGAGAAUUUGGCUUUGCAGACAUGGACCUCUGUCACGCCCUUGGAAUUGCUACAGAUCAGAACUAAGUGCAGGUUAGGGCAGCACGAGAAAUUAACUCCCUUCAAUUAUCAGAACUCUAUCCUUUCCAAUAAUGAUGUGGCUUCACAAAGGUGACUUCCUCCUAAUAUGACUAAGCCCUGAGGGGUCUCUGCUGAGGAUGAAGCACUUGCCUAGAGGACAGAGAUGGUCCUGGCCUGUCCAGUGGCAUUAAGUGGAAAAGCAGCAAGAGCUAACUGCGGAUCAAGGACUAUAUAGUUGUGAUUAUAUCUGCGUUAAU
Molecule: messenger RNA, 3041 nt
Organism: Calidris pugnax (ruff)
Lineage: Eukaryota; Metazoa; Chordata; Aves; Charadriiformes; Scolopacidae
Exons: 4
Coding region: 1-2481 (826 amino acids)
Biological process (GO): defense response to virus
Cellular component (GO): cytosol
Molecular function (GO): protein binding
Source: RefSeq, a predicted model, not a curated record